Molecule: messenger RNA, 348 nt
Organism: Postia placenta MAD-698-R-SB12
Lineage: Eukaryota; Fungi; Basidiomycota; Agaricomycetes; Polyporales; Adustoporiaceae
Exons: 1
Coding region: 1-348 (115 amino acids)
Source: RefSeq, a predicted model, not a curated record
AUGGCUGCACAGAAAUUCAUCGAGAACAGCAAUGCAGAGGCAAAGAGUGAGGACGAAGAUGCAGAAGCAGAGAACAUGGACAAGGACACGGGAAUAGAGAACGAGGAGAACAGGGACGUCGGGAUGUACAACGAGGACGGCAGGUCAGAUGUCGAGGGUAGCACAGUGUAUGUGGAUGAGAAUGGGAUUGGGGGCGUCAUCGUCGCACAGGGCACUGUCGCCAUAUUCGAGGACUCCGGAAGACUGAAUAAGGUCAGCGCAGACGGGAACGAGGUCAGUGCAAAUGUCGAUGGUGCAGAGUCACUCACAGACGUGGUCCUACUGGACAAACUCGCACAAAAGCUUUGA